This is a messenger RNA of Phyllopteryx taeniolatus (common seadragon), 2766 nucleotides long. Its product is annotated as ensconsin-like. The coding region runs from base 312 to 2243 and encodes 643 amino acids. NCBI's taxonomy places the organism in Eukaryota, Metazoa, Chordata, Actinopteri, Syngnathiformes, Syngnathidae. Gene Ontology annotation, biological process: microtubule cytoskeleton organization. The record is from RefSeq and is a predicted model, not a curated record. The transcript is spliced from 14 exons. Gene Ontology annotation, cellular component: microtubule cytoskeleton.
CACCCUUAUCAGUUAUUAAAGUGACACGGCCUUUUUUCCCCACCCGCCUUGCCUUGUCCUCGCUGAGUGAAAGUAAAGCGGAACAGCACACCAGGGAGGACGAAAGCCUUUUUAUAGACCUAGUACAGUAGUAUAACUCAGAAGUGGAAGAAGAGCAGCUCUGUUUGGCCCGCUGAUGGCUGAGCAGCUGAUGCAGGGGAGCAGCGGCGGACCCCCAGGCUUCUUCAAAUAGAAAUUGAAAGGAGGAGGAGGAAGAAGAGGAGGAGGAGGAAGAGGAGGAGGAAGAGUAUGGAGUUAGAGUCAGCAUCGGUAUGCGAGGCUCCAUAGUCAGCAUGCUCGCGCAGAAGAGCGUCGCCCCUGCGCGGCAGGGUCCGGUGAGGAGGACGACACGCGAAGCGGCCAGUGGAACAAAUGUGGGCGAGAGGCUUAAAGCUGCCCGGGAAAGAAGAGAGGAGCAACAGAGGUUACUUGCCUCGCAGGUGCACACCAGGUAUGAGCGGGAGCAGCGGGCCAAGCUUCGCUAUGAGCAGCUGCUACAGGAGCGGCGGAAGAAGCUACAGGAACAAAAGCUCAAGGAAGACAGGAGGCGCGCCGCCGUAGAGGAGAAGCGACAGCAGCACCUCAGGGAGGAGAAAGAGCGAAAUGAAUCUGCUGUCCGCCGGACCCAGGAGAAGAGCCAAAGAGGCCAACAGAACUUCAGCCAAAAUGUGAGAGGCAGGAAGCCCGCAAAAAACGCUCCACGUCACAUAGCACUCAGCACAUGGGAGAAGAACCUGGUGUGUCGCCUGCUAACCCCCACAAGCUCUUAUCUGGCCCGGAGCAAGAGUGCCGCUGGUCAGUCAGGAGAAGAAGUUGUUCAUAUUUGUCGCCGUGCAGUUUCAUUUUACUCCACGACCAGUAGCAGCCCGAGCAGUACACCGCAGAAGCUCCACGACCCCAGACUCCAGAUCCAGAGGCCCCAAACGCAGAAAGCCAAAGAUCAAAAACCCCAGAUUGACAGACUCCAGAACCAAAGACCCCAGAUUCAGCGGCCCCAGAUCCAGAAACCCCAGAUCCACAGACUCCAGAAGCAGAGGCCACAGGACCAGAAACCCCAGGUCCAUAGACUCCAGAACCAGAAAUCCCAGAUCCAGAGAACCCAGAACCUGAGGCCCCAGAGCCCGCCAACAUACCUGAGUCCCAGCCACAGCCAAAGCAGAAGCUCCAGUGGUGUACAGCCCAAAGCAACCACACCACACAACGCUAAGAAGAAGACUCCAAACAUGGGUCCACAGGCUCGCUCGCCUCUAAACAAGAAUGCUGCCACUAAAACGAGCAGAAAAGAAUCAUUGCCAUCUCCAGAACGGGCUCACAGGAGAUCGAGCCAGCGGCAAUCCAUCCCUCUUCAACUGGACCUCGAGUCGGUUCCAGAGGAAGACGUUCCCAUUGGCAACUCAGCUCUGUCACCCGGCAACUCCAGGCCUGCCAGGGCCUCUGCCGAAGACAAGAUGGAGGAUUCCUCUAAGGCUCUGAGCUCCGAGAUGGAAAUUGAAAGCAGAACUGCGGGUGAUGGCACCGAAGCCCUGCUGAGGCCCUCGAGUGGUACCACCGACCCAGAAGAGGCCUCUCGCCUGCUGACGGAGAGGAGGCGAGAGGCCCGGUUGCUCAGGGAGCUGGAGGAGCAGGAGCGCUUGGAGGCGGCCGAAACUGAAAGGCGGAGUCGCGAGGAGCUGGAGUGCCGCAGGGCUGAGGAGCGAGCCCGGCAGCAGGCUGAGGCUGAGUGUCUGAUUGCUGAAAAACAAAGAUGCGAGGAAGAAGAGCAUAGGCGGGCAGAGGAGGAGAGAGCUCAGGCUAUGCGGGAAGCGGCUCUACUGCACAAGCAGAGGGAGGAGGAACAAGCCAGAGAGCGGGAGAAAGCGGACCAGUUGCAGAGGGAGCGUGAGCUGCUCUCACAGCAAGAAGACGCGGAACGACAAGUCAGGAAAAAGCGACUGGAGGAGAUCAUGCGGAGGACCAGAAGAACAGUUUCUCCUGACACGAAAUCAGCAACGGUGAACAUCUUACCGAAGGAGAACAGUGAGCCUCCUGUGCAGGAUGCCGUCAAGCUGCCGGUGGUUUCCAGGCCCUCGCAGACGGUCGUGGAUGACAAGGACGCCGAUGAUGACAUCGUGCCAGUGGUGGCCUUUAAGGAGCGCAGGUCUCUCCGGACUCUCACAGGUCUGGAAGACAUUCAGACACACCAAAGAGCGGGUGAGACCACGUGACAAAAGCCAAAGACGAAAACGCAUUGGAUAGCCUUCGUUGAGGUCAUCUGAGCUGCGACGUCUCAGCCAAGGAAGCAGCCAAGGAAGUCACCAUUAUACUUUGAGGACUGCGAUAAUGGCCAUUUUCUUCUAUGUUUGAUUUGAAGGAAAAUGUCCUUAAGGCAGGGGUGUCAAACUCAUUUUUGUCGCGGGCCACAUCGCAGUUAUGGUUCCACUCGGAGGGCCGUUAUGGCCGCAGACCCAUAUGAAUGCCUCAUAUUAUUACAUAUACACAAAUUAAUGGACAAUUCAUUUUGAAAUCAGAAGCCAGUAAAAACUGUUUGUUCAACUACAAUAUGAAUCAAUUUUAUUUUAAAAGGGUGGGUUGGUAACAAAAAAAUGCUUGCAAUAUCUCAAUAUUUUUUAAAAGUGAAGCCAAUUUGCAAUUUUGGUAUUAUAGCAAGAAACACAAAGUCGAUGCACACUCUCACGGGCCACAUAAAAUGAUGUGGCGGGGCGGAUCUGGCCCCCAAGCCACCAGUUU